AAGCCGUCUCCGGAGCGCAGAUACCGAUGAAAGCUCCAGAAGUUGAAUCAAUGGAACUUUGCUGCUGCUGGUGUGGUGUUAUCUCUUCGUCUUCUUCCUUCUCUAUUUCCUAUUAUUCAGAUUGGUUAAAAAAUGGUCAAGACAGAGGAAGAUGCCUCAGAUACACCAACUGAGAAGGAGUUGUAUUUUCGGGCUGAAGUGAAGAUUCGAUGCCGCAUAGAAGUAGCGACAGAAAUCCGGGUUAGGUUGAGACCAGGCUCUGCUAGGUCGGAGUUAUUUCGGGGAACUUGUUUUGGACCAUGGCUAGAUGUACGAUCUACAUCUAUCGACUCGAGUUUACUCCAUCUGAUACUACAGACUGAAUAUACCCCGACCCCAGUCGUGCAUCAAGAUGCAUUAUUUUUUCAUGUUGGAGGUCAGGAGUUGCGGUUUGGACCUCAAGAGUUUUGCCUCAUCACAGGACUGCAAUUCGGUCCGCAUCAACUUUUGAGACAACAUCGGAUGCACGUGGGGCCCAAUACGACAUUCAGGGGGAGGGUAUUUGGUCAUGUACAAGCUAGGGUAAAGGUUUCGGAUCUCAAAAACGUCUUUUAUAGCUCUCUUGAUCAGUUAUCGGACCUUGAUGCCGUACGACUUUGUCUGCUGAUGUUGCUUGAGGUCGGAUUCAUGGGCUCUCAGUCUCUUUAUUUGGUUGACCCGGAUGCUCUAGAGCUAGUUGAGGAUCUGGACUCAUGGAACACAUUUCCAUGGGGUUCAUAUGUCUGGAAGGUUGUGUACAGGCAGCUACAUAAUGCGCUGCCAAAACGUUCUGCACGACGCACUUUUUCGCCACUUAAUUAUACGCUAGAGGGAUUUAUUUGGGCCUUCAAGAUAUGGAUCUUCGAGGUUUUCCCAUACUCUAAGAAGUUUGCUAUCAAGCAUAAUGGGAUUCCGAGGGCCAUUAGCUGGGGCAAGAACCAAUGCAUAACGUGGAAGCUUGCACUACCAUUUGUCGUGAAUGCCACAGUGCCCGGAUUUGAGCCACUACCAGUGUUGACACCAACUCCUGCAGAGUGUGCCACUGAUUGGUGGCGCGCUAGCUGUCAGUUUUUUGACGGCUAUGCUAAUGAUUUUUCACCGUUGUUGAAGAAGGCACGAUUAUCAUCGGUACCUCAGCCGUCGGUUAUGGUACGUGAUCAGCUGGUAGGCGACAUUAGCAACACGACUACUAUGCUUGUAGAGGACAAUACCGACAGCACCACCAUGCCCGUUGAUGACAUUGCCAGGACCAACACCAUGCCGAGCUCUAACAACACAACUAGUCAUCAAAAUACCGGGUUGACAUGCCUCACUAGUCUAGACACACAUGUUGAUGAACGAAAGAUUUCAUCUCAAUCCGACGUAAUUUGUGUCCAAGGGUACAAAGUGAAGCAAAGUGUUGCACCGGUUCUUGAGAACAUUUUCAAGAAACACGGUGACAUUGCAGCAGAUUGUGUAUUCAAACCCGUCUCUAUGAGAUCAUCUUUCCUUGAGAUCGUUUGUGAAGUUGUCAGUCGAAUUCAAACCAAUGAUGAUAUUGACAACAUGGAAGAAAUAGAACAGCAAGUGGUAGCUACAGAGGCAGCUAACAUUAAUGUGUCAUGGCUUCGAGCUCACUUGGACGUCAUCCGCAAAAGGAAGGAGGCGAGCAAGAAGUGCAGUUUGCUUAUGGAAUUGAGAGUGAACACGGUUGUGGUUGAAAAAGCCGCCCAAAAGGAUCUGCGAGAGAGAUGUGUGGAGCUCAUGGCUGCACAAGAACGGUUUGAAGAGGCUGAAAGAUGUGUGAGAGUACUCCAUCUUGUUAAAAAUAAUCUAAAGGACAGGAUCUUGGAAUCCAAAGGUAAUGUAGACUCAUUGGCAAGACAACCAGUUUUAUAGGCCAACUAGAUCAUGCUAGGAUGUGUAAUAGUUACAAUAUUGCCUAAAAAAAAACUUAUAUUAUCUCGAAUCAAAGGUGUAGA
This is a messenger RNA of Helianthus annuus (common sunflower), 1979 nucleotides long. RefSeq lists its product as uncharacterized. Lineage: Eukaryota; Viridiplantae; Streptophyta; Magnoliopsida; Asterales; Asteraceae. The transcript has 6 exons. The coding region runs from base 133 to 1896 and encodes 587 amino acids. The record is from RefSeq and is a predicted model, not a curated record.